Molecule: messenger RNA, 1147 nt
Organism: Emiliania huxleyi CCMP1516
Lineage: Eukaryota; Haptophyta; Isochrysidales; Noelaerhabdaceae
Exons: 7
Coding region: 17-1147 (376 amino acids)
Biological process (GO): protein phosphorylation
Molecular function (GO): ATP binding; cation binding; protein kinase activity
Source: RefSeq, a predicted model, not a curated record
GGUCGUCGCUCGCGGCAUGGCGCUCCCUCUCCUCGACGCGCCGAGCUCGCGAGACCGCACGCUGCACGCGAGCGGCACCUCCGACGUCUUCACCGCGCCGCUCGGCGGGAGAGGCUUUGAGGACGGAGGAGCCCUCGUGGUGGUCAAGCGGAGCAAGAUUACGUGCGCGCGCGACAUUGAGCGCUUCGAGCGCGAGGCCAGCCUCCUCGCGAGCCUCGCUCACGAGUGCGUCGUGCGGCCGCUCGGCCUCAUCCGCUCGCCGCCGACGUACGCGCUCGUGUUGCCGCUGCACGCCCGCGGCUCGCUCUUUCGCGCGCUGCACAACUCUCGCGCCGGCCUCUCGCUCCGGAGCCGCGCCUCGCUGGUCGCCGACGCGUGCGCCGCCGUCGCCCACCUGCACGAGCGCGGCGUGGUGCACCGCGACGUCAAGCCGGACAACUACCUGCUUCGUGAGGACGGUGCGGCGGUCCUCACCGACUUCAACGCGGCGGAGCGCUCCGACGCAGUCAGCGGCGCCAUCACGAUCCACGCGCGCGCCAUCACCCUGCAUGCCCGGCCGACAGGCGGAUUCUUCAAGCAGUACGUCGUCGGCACGCUGCCGUACAUGGCGCGAGGGUUCAGCACGCUGCCGUACAUGGCGCCGGAGCUCAUCACCCGCGGCGGCGCCUCGGGGGCGGCGAUCGACUUUGAGGCGAUCGCUGCUUGCGACAUGUACUCGCUCGGCAUCACCGCCAACGAGGCGACGGCCGGCUUGCGCGGCGCCGACCGGAUGGAGGACAGGCACGUGAUGCUCGUGCGGGGAGGCGUCGCCCUCGCCGCGGUCUUCGACGGGCACGGCGGCGACGGCGCCGCCGCCUUCUGCGCGCACAGCUUCGCCCUGAGAGUGACGCGCUGCAUCGGCGACCGCCGCUUGCGCCACCUCGGCCUCAGCAGCGAGCCAGAGCUGCGCUGCUGCGCGCGCGCCCCGACGGACGUGGGGAUCGUGCUCGCGUCGGACGGGCUCUGGGACGUGAUGGACGAGGCGCGCGUGCUCCACUGCCUCACGCACACGGCGCGUUCGGCCGACAUGCUCGCCAAGCGGCUCGUCCUCGAGGCGAUGGACCGCGGCACCACCGACAACGUGACGUGCGCGGUGGUGCUGUUCUGA